CCUUCUAUAUGCAGGCUGAUCCUACGAUCUUGAUACUCAUCUUCGGCUAUGGCUUCUUCAGUGUUACUAAUUGCUCUUUCGAGUAUACCUACAAGCUAUGCCUGGGGUUCUCUAGGUCAUGAAACCGUGGCUUAUAUCGCCUCGCACUAUGUCACCGACCACACCGAGCAGUGGGCACAAGGUAUCCUGGACGAUACGUCAACUUCCUAUCUUGCCAAUGUAGCGACAUGGGCAGACAGCUAUCGCUAUACUACAGCGGGUGCCUUCUCUUCGCCUUUCCACUACAUUGACGCUGAGGAUAACCCACCAUCGAGCUGCAGUGUAGACUAUGAUCGAGACUGCGGAACUAAAGGCUGCUCGGUCAGCGCCAUUGCAAAUUACACAACAAGAGUACAAUCGAGCUCCCUUUCCGACCAAGAAGUAAACUAUGCUCUCCGAUUUCUCGUCCACUUCAUCGGCGACAUCACCCAGCCUCUCCACGAUGAAGCCUACGAAGUCGGCGGCAACGACGUAGACGUCACUUUCGACGACACGAAUACUAACCUCCACCACAUCUGGGACAGCAACAUGCCCGAAAAACUCCGCGGAGGCUACUCCCUCUCCGACGCACAGUCCUGGGCCAACGAUCUCAUCACCGAAAUCGACUCCGGCAACUACGAAUCACAAAAGGCUUCCUGGAUUUCUGGUCUCGAUAUCGAAGACGCCAAAGGCACAGCGCUCGAAUGGGCUACGGAUGCGAAUACGUUUGUUUGCUCCAAAGUCAUGCCCGACGGAGCUUCAGCUCUGACCAGUAGUGCGGAUUUGUAUCCGACCUACUAUGAUGGUGUGAUUGAUACGAUUCAAUUGCAGGUUGCAAAGGCCGGAUAUCGAUUAGCGAAGUGGCUGGAUGCUAUUGCGGAGAAGCAGACUGUGAGGAAGAUGAGGAGGAAUGUUGUGCAUGAUGAGGAGGAGAUUAUUGCGGAUGAGGAGCAGAAAGAUUUGAGUGGCGAGGAUUUGUUGCCAAGGAGAACGACGAUGAGUGUUGCUCAGAGGAGGAGAGAGGCCAUGGGGUAUAAUUGUAGACAUUAAUGGCCUAGUUCGGUGUCGUAGGUCAUCAUCAAGUGUAACAAAAGCUUCC
Molecule: messenger RNA, 1117 nt
Organism: Sphaerulina musiva SO2202
Lineage: Eukaryota; Fungi; Ascomycota; Dothideomycetes; Mycosphaerellales; Mycosphaerellaceae
Product: nuclease PA3
Exons: 3
Coding region: 49-1068 (339 amino acids)
Biological process (GO): DNA catabolic process
Molecular function (GO): nucleic acid binding; endonuclease activity
Source: RefSeq, a predicted model, not a curated record